ACUAUAUAAAGAAGAGAUCGAGAUGCUACUUCCACUCGCCCACAACACUGCACUAUAAUUUUAAGAGAGAGAGAGAGAUCUAGUUACAGAGAGGAGGAGUAGAAACUAAGAAGUAGAGCAUAUAUGGCGGCGGCGGCGGUGCGGCGGAUGCGGCUGGGGUCGCAGGGGCUGGAGGUGUCGGCGCAGGGGCUGGGUUGCAUGGGCAUGUCGGCGUUCUACGGGCCGCCCAAGCCGGAGGCCGACAUGGUCGCCCUCAUUCGCCACGCCGUCCGCUCCGGCGUCACCUUCCUCGACACCUCCGACGUCUACGGCCCCUUCACCAACGAGAUCCUCCUCGGCAAGGUCCACAUAAAAUAAUAACUCUUCUUCUUCUUCUUCUUUAUCUUUAUCUUUCCCCAUAUCUACUCCAGUUAGUUCCUUCUUGUUUGGGGUUCAAGAAUGGUAGAGGAGGCGAGGCCCCUUUACUAUAGACCAUUUCAAAUUAUUAUAUUUUAUUUUAGGGUAUCUAUCAUAUUUCAAAAAGUUUCGCAUUUACUUUCUGUGACUUAAUUCCUUUUUUACCAAAAAAAUGCUUCUAUGUUAAAUAGGAUGGUAAAAUAAAAUUUUAGUUUAUCACUAUAGAAUAGUAAAAUAAAAAAUGCGCUAAACUACUGGAAGGUAAAAUUGUGCAAACUCGUUGGCUUAAAUGAGCUAGCAUUCUGUCCUACGGCAGGAGGCCAAGUUGGCCGAAUUACGUUCGAUUUAUUUGGGUUGAGUUAUGUUCGAAAUGGUGUAAGGCUGGAUGGGCCGAGCCAUAAACGAGACUCGUGGGCGCUGUAUCUGUACGCUUUAAGUGAAGCUUUUGAGAUUAAUGGUUAGCGCCAACGAUCCGACACAACUUUUGCACCGUAAGAUGGUAAAGUGAAAGUGAGCUAAACCGAGUUCAUGGGAUGACAAAGUAAAAAUUAGCUAAACCACGAGGCAAUGUGAAGUUCACUGUUUGUUUUUUUGUUUUUUCUCUCUCUGUAUAGUCUAGGUAGUUCUUGUUUGGAGUUCAAGAAUGGUAAAAGCAAAAUGCAUGGAGGAGUGGCCCCUCAACUAUAGGCCAUUUCUGAUUUUUUUUUUUUUAUUUUGUUUUAUUUCUGAUAUGAGUUAUUUUAGUCAAUUAACUUGGAGACUAUAUGGAAUUUAUUAUUCCAUCUAGUUUAAUAAAGUGAUUUUAAUUUUUUUUUUUUUUUGAAGUAGAUAAAAUUGAAACAAUUGACGGCUGGUAGCUAGCAUAGCCAUUAAAUUUAACAAAACUUUUAACUUAGCUUACUUGAAAAAAAACUUAAUUAAAAAGAUGGGAAGUUAUUAAGAAGC
Molecule: messenger RNA, 1341 nt
Organism: Ananas comosus (pineapple)
Lineage: Eukaryota; Viridiplantae; Streptophyta; Magnoliopsida; Poales; Bromeliaceae
Product: probable aldo-keto reductase 2
Exons: 1
Coding region: 124-357 (77 amino acids)
Cellular component (GO): cytoplasm
Source: RefSeq, a predicted model, not a curated record